GGCCUUGUUCUAUGCGUGUUCAUCAUUUGUGUACGUGUUGCUCAUAUAUAGUGUGCUGUAAGAUUCGGAACAAAAUAUUGAGAUAAAUUAGUAUCGUUCGUGGUGUGGGAAAAACCUGAUUUAAUAAGUUGCACUAAGUGAUUUUCUUUACGGUAGAAACUACAUUUAAUUUGUGAACAGUUUCAAAAGCUUUCGCAUCUUUUUCAUGUUUUCUGACUGUGAUUUCCAGUGUACUUUAAUUUAGUCAGCCGGGCAUAAUAGUAACGUUCAAGUUGAAAUCGGCGUGUUCUGCUAGUAAAAAUGACUGACGAGAAAAAAUCGGUGUUACAAGAGUACAAACUAGAAGCCGAUAAUGAGUUGCGUUUCGAAGUUGAAACCAAAGGGGAGAAGGUGUACUUAACAUUGAAAAAUGGUUUGGCGGAGAUUUUUGGAACUGAGCUGGUCAAAGGAAAAACCUACGAGUUUACAGGCGGCUCCAAAGUAGCUGUGUUCACUUGGCAUGGUUGUACAUUGCAAGUUAAAGGGAAAACAGAUGUAAUUUAUACUGCAAGGGAAACUCCUAUGGUAAUUUAUUCAAACUGCCAUGCGGCACUGGAAGAAAUGCGUACUGAGAGUGAGAUCGAAAACAAACGAGGACCCACCACCAUGGUUGUGGGCCCUACUGAUGUUGGCAAAUCUACAUUGUGCAAAAUUUUGCUCAAUUAUGCGGUGAGGAUGGGUCGCAGACCCAUAUAUGUCGAUUUAGAUGUUGGCCAAGGAGGCAUUUCAAUGCCAGGAACUAUUGGUGCAUCAGUAAUAGAAAGACCCGCUUCUGUAGAUGACGGAUUUUCACAAGAAGCCCCCCUUGUGUAUCAUUUAGGCCACAAGACUCCGUCUGGCAAUAUAUUACUCUAUCAAAAAAUUACUGAGGAACUAGCUGCGACCGUGAAAGAAAGACUGGAACCAAAUAAGAAAACGAGGCAUUCAGGCGUCAUCAUCAAUACCUGUGGAUGGGUGAAAGGAGACGGCUAUAAGCAAUUGCUGCUAGCUGGUAAGGUAUUUGAGGUGGAUGUUGUUUUGGUUUUGGACCAAGAGAGACUGUACAAUGAACUGGUGCGAGACAUGCCCAACUAUAUUAAAAUCGUAUUUCUACAAAAGAGCGGCGGUGUCGUAGAACUUUCUAAAAGUGUACGAAGUGAAGCAAGAGAUCAAAGGAUUCGAGAAUACUUUUAUGGAACUCCAAAAAAUCAAUUAUAUCCUCAUUCUUAUGAUUUGAAAUGGGCGGAUGUGAAACUCUUCAGAAUCGGUGCACCAAAGUUGCCAGCCUCAUGUUUACCUCAUGGAAUGAAACCGGAAGAUCAUAGGACAAAACUGGUACCGUUGACUCCGCAUUCAGGAAUUUCGCACCAUUUAGCGGCCGUAAGUUUCGCAGAAGCUGAGGACGACGUCAUUUGUGCGCACGUAGCCGGAUUUGUUUGCGUAUCAAAUGUGGACGAAGAAAGACAAACAAUCACCCUAUUGUCGCCGCAGCCGAAGCCAUUACCCAAUGCCGUUCUAGUUUUAUCAGACCUACAAUUUAUGGAUAGUCAUUAGGUAGAUGUUAACAAAAAACAUAUUUUUUAUCACAAAAAAGCAUUAUGUAUUUCUACUUUGUAUAUAGUUUUCGUUAUAAAUAUGUCAGCACUGAAUUGAUAGAGUACAAUUUGUAUGGUUGGUUGUAAUCGAAUACACGUUUUUUUAUCAAA
Dendroctonus ponderosae (mountain pine beetle) is the source of this 1724-nucleotide messenger RNA. It is a transcript of the gene cbc, whose product is annotated as protein CLP1 homolog. The coding region runs from base 301 to 1572 and encodes 423 amino acids. NCBI's taxonomy places the organism in Eukaryota, Metazoa, Arthropoda, Insecta, Coleoptera, Curculionidae. The transcript has 6 exons. Gene Ontology annotation, molecular function: polynucleotide 5'-hydroxyl-kinase activity. Gene Ontology annotation, biological process: tRNA splicing, via endonucleolytic cleavage and ligation. Gene Ontology annotation, cellular component: nucleus; mRNA cleavage factor complex. The record is from RefSeq and is a predicted model, not a curated record.